GGCGACGAGACCUUCCAAAGCAUGCGCAAGGAGGCGUGGGAGAUCGACGAACACGAGUAUAAGUCCAGCUUCCGCAGCGAAGACAAGACCCUGCCCCUGCAGCCGAUGGGCGACCUAGGUUUCUCAGGAUCGACAUUCUUCUCCACUGCCAACUCCAAGUUCCUCGUCAAAAGCCUUCCCCGACACUUCGAGCACUCCUUCUUCCGCGAGGACCUUUUCCAACCCUACUACCACCACAUGCGCACCCACCCCCAGUCGCUCCUGGUCUGGAUCACCGACUAUGUCUUUGCGCCGUACAAAACCCUCGGCAGUCUUCUGAAAACUACCCCGGCGCACCACGUCAUCAUGGAGAACAUGCUGUACGGCCGCGAAAAAGACCCUCGGCCCGACAGGUGGGAGACCUACGAUCUGAAGCCGAUCGACUAUUUCUACCCCGAGCGAGACCUGCUCCCCGAGCCCCUCGUGAGUGAGGAGACGAUCAGCAGGUUGGCGGACGAGUUCCCGGAUAAGAUCCGUCUGACGCGCAUGGAGUAUGAGGACAUGAUGAACAUGCUGCGGGCAGACACAGAGCUUUUGGAGGCGUCGAAUACGGUGGACUACUCGCUGUUUCUGGUGCGCUUUCCUGCCUCCAGCGAGCCGGACAUUAUAGGGAGAAGAGGCCCGUGGCGCGCAGGCGUGCCGUCGACGGAUGGGAAAUGGAAGUAUCGCGCGGUGGUGUUGGACUUCUUUUGGGCCAAGCACAAGUUGCACGCGCAGGCUAUGACGGGUAUGGUCCAAACGUUCAAUGUUCUGGGGAGACAUGGGCCGAUGACCAUCACCACGACGGCGGAUGAGUAUCGUCAAAAGUUCCUCAGUAUGGUGGAUGCGAUGGUGGAGGUUUCCUAACCACGCGAGUACCAUUCGAACAUAGAGCCUGGGCGGAUAGGGGGCCAAAGGUACACCGGUGCUGAUAAUACCUGCAGCAUGCAUAAUGCGAAAUUAUAUUCUUGAAGUAUAACUGUAUGUGAACCACCAAGUCGCGAUCGGUUCGUCCGAAACAAUAUGAUAUCAAUAUCUAUCCCGCACAUCUA
Molecule: messenger RNA, 1070 nt
Organism: Aspergillus steynii IBT 23096
Lineage: Eukaryota; Fungi; Ascomycota; Eurotiomycetes; Eurotiales; Aspergillaceae
Product: phosphatidylinositol phosphate kinase family protein
Exons: 2
Coding region: 22-885 (287 amino acids)
Biological process (GO): phosphatidylinositol metabolic process
Molecular function (GO): phosphatidylinositol kinase activity
Source: RefSeq, a predicted model, not a curated record